This is a messenger RNA of Symbiodinium pilosum, 2769 nucleotides long. The record is from the annotation of a GenBank genome assembly. Lineage: Eukaryota; Dinophyceae; Suessiales; Symbiodiniaceae.
AUGAAGAAGAUAGUGAUUAUUUUGCUGGCCCUGGGGUUCAGCAGUCAGUCACACGCUGACUAUCGUGGGGAAUUGGGCAUUGACUACACCCGCGGCAGCGUGGGUGUUGGCAGUAGUUAUAGUGUGCCCGACUAUACGCCGCCAACGGGUGCUACUGAUCCAGGCGAGCCGCCCAUUGAUCCGCCACCACCGGAGUUUUAUGAAGGUGGCGACGAUGACUUCAGCGGUUGGACGAUCAGCGGCCAGUAUUUUCUCGAGUCCGUGGACACGUCGCAGGGGCCAUUGCAGCUUGCUGAAUUCUUAAGUCGCGCGAGCAGCAUUGGCGGCAGCUAUGGCCAGCUCGAAACCGACGAUACCAACAUUGAAACCGACAUGUGGCAGGUGUUCACUCGUUUGAUCGUCGGCGAGUCGCUGGUGGUUGAAGCCAGCUAUGGUCAGUCUGAUAUCGAUACCGCUCCGGGUUCAGUGGACGUGGACAUGUACACGGUUGCGGGUGGCUAUUACAUUGCGGACAACACACAGGUGCGUCUGGGCUACGAUGUUGAAGAACAACAGCUAUACGAUUUUGAGCGCUGGUUGAUAGACAUCACUCAUGUGCAGCAGAUGGAAAAUGGCAUGACCUGGCAAGCCCAUGCGCUGAUUGCGACGGUCACCGUCGAUGCCGAUUUCGGACGAGACGAUGAUGGUUCCGACCUGGAGCUGGCGUUCAAAUGGUUCUUCAACCAUAACUUCGGUAUCGGCGCGGAUUAUCAGAUGUCGGAUCGCGACUUCAGCGGCGACAGAGACGCAUACCAGUUGUGGGCGAGUUAUUUUCCCACCGAUAAGAUCUCCGUUACGCUGAGUUACUAUGAUGAAGAAAACGAUGAGUUUGACGUAGAUAGUGACGGCGUUGUGGUAGGCGGCAAGCCCGGUUUUGUGACACGGUUUGUUGGCGGUCUGCGUUUAGCAGGCUGCCUCGUGCUGUGGCUUGUUGCAGGACACGCAGUGGCGGAGGUGCCUACCGAUGUGGUUGUGCGGGAUGCCCACCUCUACAUCGGUGAUGCUCCGCCGCAAGACCAGUUGCUGUAUCAGCCUAUUCAAUUUACCGACUACUGGACCCGCUCACGUCGCCAACAGGGCGUGAACGGGGUCUAUCAGCUGCAGGUUGAUGUUCCGAUAGGUGGUGGCGCUGAGCGGUUGCCCAUGGCGGUUUACAUCGCCAAUCAUUCAGGUCGCGCGACGGUGUUGUGGGAUACCAAUGUUAUCGGGCGCAGUGUGCCGCUGACGGGUGUGGGCACGCCUAUGGUGUCAGGGCCGCUACUGCUCAGUAUCCCUGAUGAACUGCUGAGUGAAGGCACACAUGAACUGUUAAUAGAGUUUCAAGGCAACACCACACAAACCAACUUCAUGCGCAGCCCGCAAGUCCUGCCGCUUUAUGAUAUCGAAGCCAAGUUUGUCUCGAAAAAGCUGACCCUUGUGUAUCUGCCCGUUUCGCUGGGUGUUUUGAGCAUGAUGUUUGCACUGGUGUUUUACGCAGCCUAUUACAAGGAUGCAGCUGCAGGUGGAGUGAGCUGGCUGGUGAUUGGUCUUGUUGCGUCUGCGUUUUCCGUGCUGGGGCUGUAUGUCUCUGUGCCAGACCCCUGGGCGGAAUGGCUGGGGCGAGCGCGACCCGUUGCUUUUCAUUUUUCGUUUUUGUGCUUCUGGCUGGCUUUGCGCAAAAUGGGAGGUGCGGCAGGGAAAUGGUUCAUAAGUCUUCUGUUGUUUGCCUAUCUUGUGUUUGCCGUUCUGACGUUAACCGUCGAUGCCGCGCAGGUAUAUAUGGUGGCGGUGCUGUGGACACCUUUAACCUACGUUUUAGGUCUAUACGUGCUUUAUCAGGCUGUCCGUUUAGCGUCGCGCCCGCCCAGAAGAAUUUAUGCCUUGCUGCCCUUGGCUCUGGUGCCUGUCACGAUAGUCCAUGAUGCGUUGGGUAUUGGCGCGGGUGGCGAAUUCUGGGCUGAUCAGGCACUGACGAUUUACAACCCGCCGCUGUUUGCCUUUGCCCUGAUCCUGAUGCUGGUUGCCCGUACGCGCAUGCAACAAACUGAUCUACGCAUCUUGAAUGCGCAGCUUGAGCAGCGGGUACAGGAAAAGCACGCGGAGCUUGAGGCAAACUACGAGAAAAUCUCUGCAGCUGAACAGCGGGAGGCGGUUUUAAGUGAGCGUGAGCGUAUGGUCCGCGAGAUGCACGAUGGUCUUGGCAACCAGUUGGUGUCUACCCUGGCAAUGGUGGAAAGUGGCCAGUUUUCCAGCGCGGAAGUGGAAGAAGCGUUGCGUGAUGCGUUGGAUGACCUGCGCAUUAUGGUGCAUUCUCUGGACCAGCAGGAAACGGAUCUUCUGGGGCUCCUGGCCAUCGUUCGGGAGCGCCUGGAGCCACGCCUGGCGCGUCAGGGACUACGAUUCAACUGGCAGGUUGAAGACCUGCCGGAUAUCGCCCCGCUGGAUCCUGAGGGCGCGGGCCACGUCCUGCGCAUCGUCCAGGAAUCGCUGACCAACAUCAUUAAACACGCCCACGCAGAGACUAUUCUGAUUGCGACCCGGAUUGACGGUGAUCGUCGCUGUUUGAUUAUUGAAGACGAUGGCUGUGGUGGUGGCGAUUUUGUGGCUGCAGCCGGGGGUGGGCGUGGUCUGGUGCAUAUGCGUGAACGUGCAGCACAGCUGGGUGGAGAGCUUGAAGUGACUGCCGGUACAGGUGGCAAAGGCACUCGAGUGACCUUGUGCCUUCCAGUUGUACAGCCGGACACCUCAUAG